AUAAACCCUCAUCAUUAACGCCCUUGACUAGCUCACUGAGCCGUGGUAUUUUUAGUGAGUUCUCAAUAAGCCUAGUCCAAAUGUCUGGGAUUACAUGGAGAGUACGUAUCUUAUGUUUCAUCGAUAUAUGAAGUUUGAGACGCAGGUCUCAGAGGACAGAUUAUCCAGAGCCACCACGUGACUGGGAGAUUCACAAAUUUCAGACUUGAAUAAAUAUUCAAACAGGCAGCGUAACACAGAUAUUCAUCACACUGGAAAGACCAAGUCAGCGACACACCGCUUGCCCUGAGACGGCAUCCAUCCAUGUUCGGCCCAUGUCGAUUGGUUUCCCGCUCGACAGCUCUGGAUCCUGACGCGCCAGGAAAAACUGCCUGCGAUGAUGGGGUCCCCAUUUCAGGAAGCCCAGAUUGAGCGCCCUCUCCACCACUUGAGAGAGGGGACGCCGGGGGCGGCGUUGCCAGUGCGGGUCACUCCGAGCCGUGCUCGUGCGGGGAGCGGGGUCGCGCAUGCCAAGGUCCUCCAAGAUGAAAGUCCCGUGACCGUGAGGAGGCCGCUCUGGCUGGAGGGGCAGCACAACCGAUGGGACGGUGUGCGGAUCGGAGAGGCUGCGCAAGAGAACAGGACUGGUCUUCUCGAUCUUCCUCGCGUGCUUCAGAGCCCACUGAACAAACCGGCGGUUCUCUAUCCCCCGUGCUUCCCGCUUGAACGUCAUCGCUUCCACUUGCGCUGUCAUUUGCUUCACCACAUCAUGCAGUGUGCUGUCCGGGGCGGUGCGGAGAAAGUGAGCCAGGCAGGCGGUGAAUGUCGCAUGGCCACUGACAUCCCAUGCGCUUUGGGAGUCUUGGCAGGAAGAGAGACAGAUCACAUCCGCGCGCACAGGCUGUUUCCCAGGACGAGCGACUUCCGGACCAGGUCUUCUGCGACAAUCCCCGAGACAGGACCACGGAUGAAACCUGAAAGAGGAAGACAAGGUCACAGGGACGAGCGCAGCUGUCGACGCAACACAUAGAACUUCACGUAUGGUGGGAUAGAAGAGCGAAUGCCGAGGCUUGUCGUAACCUGGUCUGUUGCAUAGAUAAUGGCGGAGGUCUGUCGGAUGGUCAUGUUUAUCAUCAUGCUGGUCAAGCAGGUGCGCACCGAGCAGUGUCCCCGAAUGGCACGUGUCUAGGACAGCGACCAGAUGAGAGCCAGAGGGAAGCGGGGCGACGAGACGAUCGUAAAGUGUCUAGAGCACAGUGAGAUCGUGGAGCGCGUUGGCUACUAUCACAGGGGAAGCUUACGUUGUCAACGAUUUGCGCCCCAU
Messenger RNA from Mycena citricolor, 1303 nucleotides. Lineage: Eukaryota; Fungi; Basidiomycota; Agaricomycetes; Agaricales; Mycenaceae. The record is from the annotation of a GenBank genome assembly.